Molecule: messenger RNA, 1146 nt
Organism: Stegastes partitus (bicolor damselfish)
Lineage: Eukaryota; Metazoa; Chordata; Actinopteri; Pomacentridae
Product: zona pellucida-like domain-containing protein 1
Exons: 1
Coding region: 1-1146 (381 amino acids)
Source: RefSeq, a predicted model, not a curated record
AUGAAGAUUCUCAUCCUGCUGCUGUCCCUGAUCGUCAGAAGUAAUCAGCUGAGUCUGAGCGACUGUGGGUCGGAGGCGAGGCGGCCGCUCAUCAAUGACAUCUCAGUGGACUGCGGUACCUCCUCCAUCGGCCUGGCGGUUGAGAUCUGCCCGGUCGUCUACACCGGCUACAAUGAGACCCUCCUGAUCCUGAACCACAUGAUGGACCCGGUCUGUAGAGCCACGCUCGACGAGUCUGUGAACCCGCCGGUGGCCCGCUUUAACUUCCCACUGAACAUGACUCACGCCUGCGGAAGCACCUUCCGGACCACCAGCGCCGCCGGGACGGGCAUCUUCUCCGACUUCUCCAACAUCCAGACGGUGAACAUCAGCGGCGUCAUCCGGUCCAUCGACCCGACCACCGGCACCAUCACCUACAACGCUGAGCUGAAGUACUACUACUCGUGCGCCUACCCCCUAGAGUACCUGAUCAACAACACCCAGAUCGACGUGUCCGCCUCCUCGGUGUCGGUGAAGGACAACAACGGGAGUUUCAUCAGCACCUUGAGCAUGGACCUGUUCAGCGACGUCAACUACACCCGUCCCAUGGUCAUCCCGGAGCUGGGCAUCGAGCUCAGGACCAACGUGUACGUGGAGGUGAAGGCGACCAACCUGACGGGUCAGUACCACGUCCUGCUGGACCGCUGCUACGCCUCCAUCUCUCCGCUGCCCACCAACUCCAGCUUCUUCAACCUGUUCGUGCCGUGCUCCAAGGACCGCUUCACCACCAUGAUCGAGAACGGCGACAGCCAGAGCGCCCGCUUCCGGUUCCCAGCGUUCCGCUUCAUCGAGCAGCAGAACGAGACCGUGUCCACCUACUACCUGCACUGCAUCACCCGGCUCUGCGAGAAGAGCACCUGCGGCACCUUCAAGCAGUGCAACAACCGCAGGAAGAGGAACACCCUGGACACGUCGGCCGUCACCUACACCAUCACCUCGCCGGAGAUCAUCACCAAGGCCGAGAGCACCGACUCCAAGGAGAAGCCGCUCGCCGCCGAUGAGGACGAGUCGUCCGUCGGGCUCGGCGUGGCCGUCGGCAUCCUCGCCUUCGUUUGCUUAAUCGCCCUCGGUGUCGCAACCGUGUUUUACAAACGACUCAGGAACUAA